AAGAGAGCCUACCCACCUUCUUAGAUGUUUUGAGGAUCGGCAAACGGCAAUAUAUCCUAUUGAAAAGUUAAUGAAAAAUUGAUACAACUUAUGUCUAUUUUGGUUGUGCCUGAACCUUUUGGCUACCAUGAAUCUGCAGCUGAUAGUUAAAGUACAUAAAUCAUUUAUAUUUGAGUUAUAUUUAAGAAGCAAAACAAUCAUUUAGAGCUCUUAAAACAAUGAUUGAGUUACAAAUGAUAGAGGAAAAUUCUAGAAAUCAAAAAAUGUUUUCAUGCAUUUUUUGUUGUGAGUUCAAAGAAUUCUCUAAAGUCAGUAUGGAUGUAGAUGGAAAUACUCAAAUUAAUGAAUUUUACAAAAUGGUUGCUUUUAAACACAAACUUGAAAAUGGAACAUUUCAAAUUUCUUACUUGACAGAAAAUAUAGAGAAAAUCUUGAUUGAGGAUUGCACAGAUACUAUAAGCUAUUUUCUAAGCGAUAAUAACAAAGCAUAUGAAUUCUUUAUAAAAAGCAAAGAUGGGUCGUAUCCUUUAAAAACAAAAAAAACAACAGAUGCAGUUGAAAAAAAUGGAAAAGCAAAGAGUGAUCAGUUUGGCUCUUUAUACAAUUCUUCUAACUCUUUAAAAUCAGAUACAGGAUUUGUUGGUCUCAUUAAUCAAGCGAUGACAUGUUACUUAAAUAGUCUUUUGCAGACCCUUUUUAUGACUCCGGAGUUUCGAAAUGCUUUAUAUAAAUGCAAUUAUGAAGGUCUUAUUGCUAAUUCAGUUGCAAACAUUCCAUUUCAACUCCAAAAACUCUUUCUUCAAUUAGAGACAAGUCACAAAAGAGCUGUAGAAACUACUGAGUUGACCAAAAGUUUUGGGUGGGACAGUAAUGAAGCCUGGCAACAGCAUGAUGUUCAAGAGCUUUGUAGGGUGCUAUUUGAUGCAUUAGAAGAGAGUUUAAAAGGUACUGAGCAGAAAGAUCUGAUCAAAGAGCUUUAUCAAGGAGAACUUGAAGAUUAUGUUAAAUGCCAAAAGUGUGAUCAUAAAAAUUUACGCAAAGAUUUUUAUUUGGAUAUUUCAGUUGAUAUGAAACCUUUUGGUUCUGAUAAAUCUUAUGAGUCCCUGGAAGAAGCGUUAAAAGCAUUUGUGAAGCCAGAAGUUUUAAAUGGCAACAAUCAGUAUUAUUGUGAACACUGUAAAUCGAAGCAGGACGCACAUAAAGGCUUAAAGUUUGUGAGCUUUCCGUAUCUUUUAACAAUUCAACUAAAGAGAUUCACUUUUAAUUUCAAAACUCUUCAAAGAAUGAAGAUACAUGACAGAAUGACAUUUCCGUUUCAAUUAGAUUUGAGUGAACUUUUAAAAUCGACUGAGGAAGAUAAUUUUGAUUUAAAAAAAAAAGAAGAAAUCAAUGAUCUUUCAAUGAAAAGUUCUCUUAAAGAAAAUGAAACAUUAAAUGGGUGUCAGGCAAAAGAAAAUGAAAGAGUUAAUGGAUUUCAGGCAGAAGUAAAUGAGAAAAGUUUUAAUCAUCUUAACAAUGAAAUUUCAGAUAGCCAAUUUUUAUGCGAAAAAGAGAGAUUAAAUCAUAUUCAAAUAGAGGAUACUUGCUCAAAAAAUGAGUUGACAUAUGAGCUGUUUUCAGUUUUGAUACAUUCGGGAAGUACACUUGGUGGUCAUUACUAUGCAUACAUUAAGUCUUUUAAAAACAAAAAAUGGUAUUGUUUUAAUGAUCAAUAUGUAUCUGAGAUUUCUGAGAGUGAAAUUGAAAAGUCCUAUGGCGGAGAUAACAAGCACGGAGGAUAUUAUUCAAGUUCAUCGAAUGCUUAUAUGUUGAUGUACAGAAAGAUUGAUAAGAAAAAUAAAACUUUUAUGAAAAAGCAAGACUGGCCAGUUUAUUUGCGUAAAUUAUGUUCCUCUCUUCAUUCAGAUAUCAACAAAGUUGAUGCCGAAAAAUUUUUUUGCAAGAUCAAGCUUUAUGGUUUUCAUCCUAUAAAUGGUAACAAAGUAGAAGCUUUACUUGAAGUUUUUAAAGAUGAAACACUUAAAAAUGUUACUGAAAAAGCUUGGAAGAUCUUAAAUUUCCAUGAGUAUUUGCCAUUAUGCCAAUGUCGUCUAAUAAAGUACGAUGAUAACUUCAAUUCAAUAGUAAUGUCAUUUGAUGAGCAGGAAACAUCCAUGGUCAAGUUAUUAGGUGGUUUUAGCAAAAUCUUCUCCUUUGAUUUACUUCUAGAGUGGAGAAAAGAAAGCGAACAAUUUCAAGUUUAUGAACCAGGAGGGGUUACUUUGAAAGUUUAUGUUGAUGACAAAUUAGGAGAUUUUUUUGAAGAACCAUUUUUAUUGUACGUGUCAUCCAACUCUACCAUAGGGGAGCUCAAAAAUAUAAUAUCGUUACGGAGAGGUUGUGAGUUUUCUAAGCUUGUUGUGUAUAAAGAACAUCGUGGUUUCUUAUUGCUUGAUAAUCCUGAAAAAACAUUAAAAAUGGAAAGUUUUUAUAAAUAUGAUAUGAUUUUUGUUACUGACACUUUUACUGAAGAUUAUAAAACUUCAUCCUUUUAUAAAAAGUUAGAGGAGUUUACAGAUACAAUAAAACUUUUUAUAGUUCAAACUAAAAAAGAAAAUUCAGAAGAGCUUACACUUAAUAUUAAUAAAAAAAAGACAUUUGGUUAUUUAAAGAAAAAAAUAGAAGAUUUGAUUAAUGUUGAACAACAUUUGUUUCGGAUUUAUCGUAUUUCAUUUGAUCAAGAGUAUGAAUGCAUUAGGCUUGAAGAUACUCUAAGCACCAUGAAUAAUGGUGCUAAGAUAAUUGUAAAGUUGGGCAGAGCAUUGAUGACUGGAGAAUCGAGAGUUAAAGUUUAUCUAUUUGAACCCAACAAUGAAGAUCCCAUGACGUUUUUUAUGGAAGCUGUGGCAUACAAGGGCUUGACCAUAGGGGAAUUCAAAAAGCAGAUUUUUUUGGAACUAAAUAGAGUUGGAAAAGAUCAUCCAAUUGAAAGAAUUCGUGUAAGAAGAAAAGCGUCUAAAAACCCUUGUCGCAUUUACACAAACAAUGAUCGAUUUGAGGUAGAAGUGAAAUUAACUGACCUUCUUGUUGAGUUGUUACAAGAAAAUGAUAUCAUUGUAAAUGAUGACUACUUAAAUUUAUAUGCCAAACGAUGGAGACCGUCACAACUUCUUCUAUGCCCAUUUGAAGAAAUAAUUUUGUAUAAAGACACUUCCCUUGUUAACUUAAAAAAAAAGCUAAGUGAAAAAAGUGGCAUCCCAUUAAAUCAAGUCAGUAUUGCCAAGGGGCGUGGAGUUUUCCCUUGCAUGGUAUCAAUACUAGAUAUAUAUAAUGAGCUGGAAUGGGAUUGUAAUUGCCAAAAACUUGGUGAAUAUCCAAUAUCAAUAACUGAUGAUGGUAGUGUAAUAUACUAUAGAGAUAAUAAAGAAGAAAUAAAAGAAUUGACUUUUGACGAAAGAAGAGAAAUAAGGCUCAGUGAAAGGAAACAAUAUCAUCCCUUUCAACAUUCUAAAGAAAAAUCAUUAAAAAUAUACGCUAAUGGUGUUAAGAACUAAUUAUAGUGUACACAUUUGAUGAUUAAUGGUGUUAAGAACUGAUUAUACUCAUUUGAUUAGUAUAAUCAGUUUAUGUGUUUCUUUUGUCGUUAUUGAUUACUGUAAAGAUCCAGUAAAGAUAUUUGGAAUAAAUCAUUUGGAUCGCAUUAAAACAAAGUUUGAUAUAGAAGAAAUGUUCAUUUUUUCUUAUAUACAUGAGUUGAACUAUUUUUAUAUUUAAAUAUAGUUAUUUUUAUUUAAA
This is a messenger RNA of Hydra vulgaris (swiftwater hydra), 3774 nucleotides long. Its product is annotated as ubiquitin carboxyl-terminal hydrolase 47. Gene Ontology annotation, molecular function: cysteine-type deubiquitinase activity. Lineage: Eukaryota; Metazoa; Cnidaria; Hydrozoa; Anthoathecata; Hydridae. Gene Ontology annotation, cellular component: cytosol; nucleus. The record is from RefSeq and is a predicted model, not a curated record. Gene Ontology annotation, biological process: protein deubiquitination.